This is a messenger RNA of Strongyloides ratti, 1410 nucleotides long. Its product is annotated as Epidermal growth factor-like domain and von Willebrand factor, type C domain and EGF-like calcium-binding domain and Green fluorescent protein-like domain-containing protein. Gene Ontology annotation, molecular function: protein binding; calcium ion binding. The record is from RefSeq and is a predicted model, not a curated record. Bases 1 to 1410 code for a protein of 469 amino acids. The transcript is spliced from 3 exons. Lineage: Eukaryota; Metazoa; Nematoda; Chromadorea; Rhabditida; Strongyloididae.
AUGAAAGUUUUUAUUUUAUUUUUAUUUAUUUUUUCUCUGGUAAAUGGAAAGGGACAUUAUGCAAUUUCUAAAACACAGGGAUAUAAAAUGUGGGAUGUAAUUUAUAGAAGGGAUGUUGAUAUACAAUUUGAAGUAUGGAAUGACUCUGAAAUGGAAGGAACAUUAAUUUCUAUAUACCAUCAACCUUAUGAUCAUCAAGAAUUAGUUUUUGAUUGGUAUUUAUCUGCAAUUUCUAAUGAGAUGAAAGUUCGAUGGUUAGUUGAUGUAAAAAAUGAUAGUCAAGAUGACACAGAUGUCCCUCAUAUCAGAGAAGUUAAAUUUCCCACUAAUAUGGUUACUGAUGAUUGGCAUAAACCAAUGCUAUCAAUAAGAGAUAACAAAAUGAUGGUUGUUGAUGAUUGUAAAAUUGUAUGGGCAAUGAAAGAUUUUAAUUUAAUAAGUAAAAAAUUAAAAGGUAUUAGAAUUUAUAUUGGGCAUAAUAUACAUAAAAGUAAUAAAUUUCCCGGUAAAAUAAGAGAAUUUUCAAUUGAUCAUGGAACACCAAUUUCAUUAUUAUGUCCUUAUCUUGAUACAUCUUUGUUUACUAAAAACAAUGAUAAUGAAGAUGAAAUACACAAUGAGGAGGAAGACAAUGGCAAUGAUGACAUUAAUGAUGAUAAUAAAAUAAAGUUACUAGAAAAUGAAGUUAAUCAUAUUAGAUAUGUAGUUAAAGGUUUGGUAGAAAGAGUUAAAAAAGUUGAACUUCAUCAAAGAGGAUGUUCUGGAACUGGAGGUCAUGUACUAUCUUUUGGAGAAAAAUACCAAGAUUUGGUAAAUUGUACUGAAUGCCAAUGUUCAACAACUGGAAAUUUACAAUGUGGACCUAUUGGUUGUCCAAAGUUAGACUGUAAACAUCCUACAAUUUUAAAAGAUAAAUGUUGUCCUAUUUGUGGAAAAGAAUGUUGGUAUAAUGGUAUAAAUUACCAUAAUGGAGAAGUUUUUUGGCCCAAAAGUUGUGUUAAAUGUGAAUGUGAAGAAGGGAAAAUGAAUUGUCAAUUUAAAAAUCCAACAUCCUGUCCUUUAUUAUCUUGUAAUGAAGAGGAGCAAAUAACUCCACCCAAUGAAUGUUGUCCUAAAUGUAAAAAAGAAAAUUGGUGUGAAAAAGAAAAUUAUAUUGAUAUAGACUAUCCAUGUGAUCAAAAUGCUAUAUGUAUUCAUGAAGAUCAUGGACCUAAAUGUUUAUGUAAAGAGGGAUUUUUUGGAAAUGGAACAAAAUGUUUUGAUAUUGAUGAAUGUCAUAUAUCUGAAAGGCAAAAUAAUUCUUGUAAUCAUGGUACAGUAUGUAUUAAUACACCAGGUUCAUUUAAAUGUGAUUGUCUUCCUGGUUUUGUUAGAAUUGAUGACAAACAAUGCUUAGACACAAUUCACUAA